This is a messenger RNA of Monodelphis domestica (gray short-tailed opossum), 3162 nucleotides long. It is a transcript of the gene CREB3L1, whose product is annotated as cAMP responsive element binding protein 3 like 1. Gene Ontology annotation, biological process: regulation of transcription by RNA polymerase II. The record is from RefSeq and is a predicted model, not a curated record. Gene Ontology annotation, molecular function: DNA-binding transcription factor activity, RNA polymerase II-specific; cAMP response element binding. NCBI's taxonomy places the organism in Eukaryota, Metazoa, Chordata, Mammalia, Didelphimorphia, Didelphidae.
AGCUUGGGUUUCCCUGCUUGGGAGACGGGUAAAGUGACAGGAGAGUGCGGAGGGAGUAGCGGAGCGAGGACGCCUGCAGCACUGAGCCCGAGGCCCCGCGGUUGUCGGCUGCCGGCUCCCGCCCAGCCCCUGGGAGGGGCGGGAGCCCCGCUGCUCCUCAUGGACUAGAGCUUUGGCCCGGGCGGAGGAGAGAUGCCCACCGUGCGCCCGGAGCCCCGCAGCCCUGCAGCCGGCUCGCCGAUGCCCUGAGGGUUCCGGCUCCCGCGCCCAGAACCCACAUUCCGGCUGCACCGUCCCAACGAGACCCCGGGGCUGCCCGGGGCUUGCCCGAGACAGCUGCCGGCCUCCACGCAAGCGGGGUGGCUCUGACCGAGCCGGCCAGGAAAGGGGUGCUCCUCCCGCGGCACCUCCCCGGGGCCCCCGCAGCCCGACACCAUGGACGCCGUGUUAGAGCCCUUCCCAGCAGACAGGCUCUUCCCGGGCUCCAGCUUCCUGGACCUGGGCGAUCUCAACGAGGCCGAUUUCCUGAGCAAUGCGCACUUCCCAGAGCACCUGGAGCACUUCUCAGAAAACAUGGAGGACUUCUCCAAUGACCUCUUCAGCAGCUUCUUUGAUGACCCCAUCCUGGCUGAGAAGAAUCCACUGUUGGACAUGGAGCUGGAUCCACCCACCCCGGGCAUCCAGGCGGAGCACAGUUACUCCCUGAGUGGCGACUCAGCCCCCCAGAGUCCCCUCAUUCCAGUCAAGACAGAGGACAGCCCAAGAGAGCUGGAGCACGGAGCAUGGGCCCUGGGGCAUAAGCUAUGUUCCAUCAUGGUCAAACAGGAGCAGAACCUGGGGCCUGAGCUGCCCGGAGACCAGCUGGCAGCAGCCCCCUCAGCAGUGGUGGUCCCAGGCCCAGGCAGCGCCACCUCCGCCGACCUGCCAAUGUUCAACCUCGGCCCACUCUCCCGGCUGCCUGCCCCCCACGAGGCCCCAGGAGAGAUGAUCCAGACGCCUGUGAUCAAGGCUGAGCCCAGGGAGGUGAAUCAUUUCCUCGAAGUGCCUACAGAUGACUUGGUACAGAUGCCACCAACACCCCCAAGCAGCAGCAGCGACAGCGAUGGUUCCCAGAGUCCCCGAUCUCUGCCACCCUCCAGUCCAGCCCGGCCCACGGCUCGUUCAUCCACAGCCAUCUCUUCAUCUCCUCUCCUCACAGCCCCACAUAAGCUCCAGGGGACAUCCGGGCCACUACUCCUGACAGAGGAGGAGAAACGUACUUUGAUUGCGGAGGGUUACCCUAUCCCCACCAAACUCCCCCUCACCAAAGCUGAGGAGAAGGCCUUAAAGAGGGUCCGGAGGAAAAUCAAGAAUAAGAUAUCUGCUCAGGAGAGUCGCCGGAAGAAGAAGGAAUACGUGGAAUGUCUAGAGAAGAAAGUAGAGACAUUCACAUCAGAGAAUAAUGAGCUAUGGAAGAAGGUGGAGACCCUGGAAAAUGCCAACAGAACUCUUCUCCAGCAGCUUCAGAAGCUCCAGGCCCUGGUGACGGGCAAGGUCUCCAGACCUUACAAGAUGGCUGCCACCCAGACGGGGACUUGCAUCAUGGUGGUGGUCUUCUGCUUUGUCCUGGUGCUAGGCUCCAUCAUGCCGUGCCUCCCAGAGUUCUCCUCCAUGUCCCAGACAGUGAAGGAGGAGGCUCCCCUCCCGGCUGUGUACACAGCCAGCCAGAUGCCCUCCCGAAGCCUCCUGUUCUAUGACGAGGGGGCCCCUUCGCUGGAGGAUGGCUACAGCUCCCUGCUGCCCAUGGAACCCCCCGAGGGCUGGGAGACCAAGCCAGGGAACCCCGAGGAGGAGCAGCCCCAGCAGCAUCUCUCCCAUGGCCACCUGGCCAGCUCCCAUGAGGCCACCAAGUACCUGAGCAAGUCCCAGCUAGAGGCCCCGGAGGGGAACGACACCCGCCCCGACUUCAUCCACCCCAAGGAGCAGUUCCACGAGAGAGAGACGCACCCAAAUGGCACCUCAACGUACUUGUAGCGCCCACCAGAGCCCAGGAUGGAGCCUGGACCCCGAGUCACUCUACAGAAGAGGGAACCUGCCUCAGUAUUCCCAAUGUGGUCCAUCAUCCUGCCCAUGCCUCCUCGUCCUUGGAGGGGCCUCCUUGUCCUUGGAGGGGCCUCCCCGGCCUGGGCAGAGAUUCUGGAUGGGGAGAGAGAGAAGAGGCCGGAUCGGGGAGCCCUCGUCUUCUCCCUCUCCCCUUCCUAGCCUGGGGACGUGCCACUUCUCCCAGAGCCCCCCACCCCUUCUUCCCCAUCACCACUACCAUUGAGCUGUCCAAGGAGCUCCCCAUUGUCUCUCCUCCCUCCAUCCCUCCCGGCCCUGGGGCCACAGGGGAUAGCACAAACUCUCCCCAGGGGCCGGGUUGUACAUGGGCACCAUCAUGGCAUUCCCCGGCCCCUUCCCUGUCUCUUCUAGUCAUCUCAGCCCUCGGGGAAGAAGGGGCUUGGAAGGGGUCCAUCCUUCCCAUCUCUCGGGCCACUUUGUCCCCCAGAGGAGUGUCCUAGACCCCCUGGGGGGAGAGGGGAAGGGGAGGCCAGCCCAGAGCACUCGUCCUGUCCUUGGAGUCUCCUGGAGAAGGCCCGGGCACAGCCAUUCCCUCAGCUAUAGGAGGGGCUUUUCCUAGGCCUUCUCCGGGUCCCGAACACCCCCCACCCAUUUAUUUCUUUAUCAUUCCCUCCUUCCCCCCCCCUUCGGCCUAAAAUACCACUGUGCCAUCAGAACUCCCUUGUGCCCGUCCUCUCGAACCCAGGACAGGGGUCUGGCCAGGCCCCACUGCCCCCCCACUACUGUACAGAGACCAAGAACAGAAAUUGUUUGUAAAUAAUGAACCUUAUUUUUUAUUACUGCCAAUUCCCUAAGAUAUUGUAUUUUAGAAGCCCCCCCCCAUGCCCCAUUUCCUUCCACCCCUUUUUCCAUUUUGUAUUUUAUGAAGUUAGUGCGGGCUUAGCUGUUCCAUCCCCCCCCUGGAGACUGGGGGGAGGGGGACGCUCUCCCCUCUCCCCCCUCCCCCGGCCUCCCCCGCUGCCCGACCGCCGGGCCUUUUUAAUUGCCUUCCUCCCCCUCCAUCAGCUGAGCGCACGCUUUAGAGAAGCAAAAUUAAAACAAAAAAAAAAGAUUCAGCAUCAA